Dibothriocephalus latus is the source of this 258-nucleotide messenger RNA. The record is from the annotation of a GenBank genome assembly. Lineage: Eukaryota; Metazoa; Platyhelminthes; Cestoda; Diphyllobothriidea; Diphyllobothriidae.
CUUCUGGACCUUCCGCCCGAUGGGGAUGAUGCCCCGUCAUCAAGCGGAACGCGACGUCUGCCAACCGGCUUUAGGAACAGCGAGAGGGUAGACGUGAAUGCCGUGAAUGUAAACGGUGAGACAGCGCUUCACAUUGCCUGCUCUACCCCGUCGCCGGCAUGCGUGGAGGCUUUGUUGAAAGCUGGUGCUAAUCCACUCAUUGGCGUCGCUGAUUUCUAUCCCAUACAUAUCGCCAUCGAUAAGGAUUCCACUGAGUGA